Messenger RNA from Mustela lutreola (European mink), 3736 nucleotides. RefSeq names its product general transcription factor IIH subunit 5 (gene GTF2H5). Gene Ontology annotation, biological process: nucleotide-excision repair; nucleotide-excision repair, preincision complex assembly; transcription initiation at RNA polymerase II promoter. The transcript is spliced from 3 exons. Bases 167 to 382 code for a protein of 71 amino acids. The record is from RefSeq and is a predicted model, not a curated record. Gene Ontology annotation, cellular component: transcription factor TFIIH core complex; transcription factor TFIIH holo complex. NCBI's taxonomy places the organism in Eukaryota, Metazoa, Chordata, Mammalia, Carnivora, Mustelidae.
CCACCCACAAGAGCGUCGCUGACCGAUGACGUAGCCGGCGCAGCCACCCUUGGCGAGGGCCGAAUCGCUGCUGGUUCUGCGGUUGGAGGGUCUUGGUGUCGGCUCGCCCAGCGAGAGGGGAAAGUGAGCAUUUUAAAGGUCAUCUGCACCUUCUGCCUGGGAAAAGAUGGUCAACGUCUUGAAAGGAGUGCUAAUAGAAUGUGACCCUGCCAUGAAGCAGUUCCUGCUGUACUUGGACGAAUCAAAUGCCUUAGGGAAGAAGUUCAUCAUCCAAGACAUUGAUGACACUCAUGUCUUUGUUAUCGCAGAGUUGGUUAACGUCCUCCAGGAGCGAGUAGGUGAAUUAAUGGACCAAAAUGCUUUUUCUCUUACCCAGAAGUGAAGAUACUCAAUAUUGACCACAUAGGAAUUAGAAGUAACAAAUGUGAGACUGUCACCAUUCAGUGUCCUGUGGGACAGAUGAGACUUCCUGGUUUGGGCGCAUAUCAUGGGAAAAACUGUGAUGUCAUUUGUUCAGAAAAAAGUCCCUGAUUUUCUUGUUUGUUUUUCCCCCCUGUUCAUGUACCCUAGAAUUUAAAAAAAAAAAAGAAAGAAAGAAAAAUUCACUGGUUGUCUGUAAUUUGGCUUUUAUUAUCCUACAUUAAAAUGUACGUGGUUUUCCUACCCUUUUAAUACCAAUUUACUACAGUAAGAAUAUAAUGGAAUAUGCCUUACCAGUUGAACCUAGGGGUUUUGCUUGUUCCUGUUAAUGUGGGAUUUUGUGGUGUGGGUAUGGUUUGUUCUAUUCUAAUUAGAAACUUGAUUACCUAGAUAAAUAUGCCAAGGUAGGGCUUUGGUAAUAUUUAUGUCUGUGCAUUUAGUAUCUGCAUCCUGGCCAGCUGUACUGGUGAAGAAGGGGAAGAGCACUAUGUUACAUUGGCGUAAGCUACAGUUUGCAUUUCCCUAAAAAUACAGUUUUUUUAAAGUGUAGAGAGUUUGGGGCGCCUGAGUGGUUCAGUUGGUUAAGGGUCCAACUCUUAAUCUCAGCUCAGGUGUUGAUCUCAGGGUCAUGAGUUCAAACCCCACAUGUAGAAGAUUAGAAAUAACCAAAUGGGAAGGGGGAAUGUUGCAUUACAAGCUUUAUCUUCUCUGUGUUUAAACUUCUUCAGUUACAUUUUCCUUUCCCAUCAGGGAAAAUGUUCUUUUGUUUAAAAAAAAAAAUUGCUUUAUUUGUGCCUUAUUCCAUAUGAGAAUCCAUUUAAACUUUUUUUAAAAAGAAAUAAGGACUGUAGAAAGAGGACAGCAUAAGGCAUGUAGUCAGUCAUACCGUAAUAAUGUUAUAUGUGACAGUUAACUAGACAUACCGUGGUGAGCAUUUUAUAAUGUACAUAACAUCAAUUCACUAUGUUAUACACCUAUAACUAACAGAAGAUGGUGUAUCAACUACAGUUUUAAAGAAAGGCAAGUAAGAGCAGAUAGAAACAAAGUGAGUCUUGUGGGAAGUGGGAUGAUGAGGUUCAGAUGUACUGCAUAUGGUUUUAUGAUUGUUUGGAGGCAGAAAUAACACUGAUAGGAGCUUUGCUGCCCUUUCUGAAGAAGGUGUUAACCAGGAUGGGUUCAUUUGAUGAGAAUUUUCCAAGAGAGAAGAGGACUUUUGUGAUGUUGUAACUCCGUUUUCUUCCCUCCUGUGGUGUGCUUAUUCAAAGCACCUGUAUACCAUUUUCAGUCACACAAGCUGGACACUGCCACCAUUUGGUACAGUAGGUCCUUGCUUAUCCACGAUUUCCCUUUCCACUGGCAACCAAGGUCCAGAAGCAGAUGAUUGUCCUUCUCACUAUUGUCAGAGGGUAGUAACCUAGUGCUGCCACGAUGCCUACAUGUUCACCUCACUUCUCAUCCUUUGGGCGUUUUGUCAUCUCACAUGAGGAGCCCCAAGAGGAAAGACAGUGAGUACAGCACAGUAAGAUAGCUAGACCAUAUGCACAUAACCUUCAUAACAGGUUAUUCUAUUUUAUUAUUAAUUAUUCUUCAUCUCUUACUGUGUGCCAUUUAUAAAUUAAACUUUGUCAUAAAGAUGCACAUACAUCUUAGUCUACACAGGGCUCAGUACUUCCUGUGGUUUAAGGCAUCCUCCGGGGAGCUUGUAAUACAGUUCUCCAUUUAUCAUGAUUCCCAUCAAUAUAAAUCAAGCUACAGAAGUUUGAUUCUCAUAUAACAAUGCAAACAAUUUUGUGGCAUUAUUGGUACAAUUGGUACUAAAAUGUGUUGAGUAGAAAAUAUAUUUCUUUAGAAUUUCCAGCUGUACUGAAAUGGUACUGAGUCUUGUAUUUCAGGCAUAUCUAAAUCAAUUUCAAAUAAAACUCAGAUAUUUGUCAGCUAAUACCUUUUAUAUUAACAUGAAACCUUACAAAAAUUUUCUUAGAAUCCCAGUUUAAAAGGUAUGGAAAAAAACUAUAUUGAACAGUGAAUGCAAAGAGUCUUAUGUGAAGGAAAAUCUUUCAUCAGCUCUCAUUUUUAAAUUUUUUUUCCAAAGAUUGAUUUUAUUUAUUUGAAAGGAGGAGGAGCAGAAGCACGGGGAGAGGUAGAGGGAGAGGGAGAAGCAGACUGGCCUGCUGAGCAUGGAGCAUGCAGGACUCGAUCUCAGAACCCCAGGAUCAUGACCUGAGCCAAAGGUAGAGACAUAUAACCAACUUAGCCAGCCAGGCACCCCAGCUCUCAUUUUUUAAAGAAUCCUAUUGGAGCAAAUGUUAAAUAUUUAUCUCCGGACACUGCAUUAAGAAAGACAGGACACUGUGACACUAGGAAGCCCACCAUCAGCUGUUUAGUUGACUUGUUCAACUUUGAGAGAAUAGGACAUAACUGAGUGACAUUUUACCCAGACCUUCCUUGGAAUCUGACCAACAUUAAUUGAUUUGGUGCAUUUUAGAUGUUGAGAACAAGAGACACAGGCUGCUUGGUAAUGGAGAAAUUGACUAUUGUCUUUUUUAAAGAUGAAGUCCUGAAUAUUAUGAAAAGGUAGUAUUGACUAAAUUGUCUAACCUGCAAAAAGAAUCACUUCAAUUCACAGAGGUUAGGUGACCAGUCACAGAUAUCUGUGUGCUAAAAUUGUGAUAUUUAGAGUUAUACUAACUUCUAACUUCUUUCUCUUUUUUUAAGAUUUUAUUUAUUUAUUUGACAAGUAGGCAGAGAAACAGGCGGGGGGGGGGGAACAGGCUCCCUGCCGAGCAGAGAGCCCAAUUCGGGGCUCAAUCUUAGGACCCUGAGAUCAUGACGUGAGCCGAAGGCAGAGGCUUAACCCACUAAGCCACCCAGGUGCCCCUAAUUUCUAACUUCUUGAUAGUGCUUUUUUUUUUCUCCUUAAAUAAUGUAUCAAGUCAAAAAUGCUUAAUUCCUUGAACCCUGAUUUCCUUGUGAAAUUUCAUGGGAUUACUUUAAAAUUCCAGGCAUCCUAAGUAUGCAUCACAGUUAAUGUAAAAAUGUAUAUUGGGAAUCAGUUCUGGUGAACGGUAGGAACGCUACUAAUAAUGGGCAACAAAGACUACUCCCCUUUAUUGCUGAUAGACACCAUGGGUGGUAAUCAAAACUAUUGAUUGUAUUGCUCUUAACAUCAGCUGAAACAGGUGAUUCGACAUACCUGUGUUAUUUUCUGAGAAGAUGGUAAAUAGUGUGUACUUACUCCAGUUUGUAGUUGCUCAGUAAACCUCAUUUACCUCAAAGAAACUAAAUAAAAGCUCUGGUGUGAUUCCUUUUGAUUUAA